AUGGGCUUUUCAAAUCCGUCCACAGCCUCGGUCCGGACCCCCGCCUCGGUCCAGACCCCCACCUCGGUCCAGACCCCCGCCUCGGUCCAGAACCCCGCCUCGGUCCAGACCCCCGCCUCGGUCCAGAUCCCCGCCUCGGUCCAGACCCCCGCCUCGGUCCAGAACCCCGCCUCGGUCCAGACCCCCACCUCGGUCCAGACCCCCGCCUCGGUCCAGAACCCCGCCUCGGUCCAGACCCCCGCCUCGGUCCAGAUCCCCGCCUCGGUCCAGACCCCCGCCUCGGUCCAGAACCCCGCCUCGGUCCAGACCCCCGCCUCGGUCCAGAUCCCCGCCUCGGUCCAGAUCCCCGCCUCGGUCCAGACCCCCGCCUCGGUGUUAUCAAUCAAAAUGGCCGCCGGCGUGAGGCGUGAGGAGCUGCUGCUGUCGUUGUGGGAUGAAAUGUGGAAGAAUGAACAGAUGCUGCUCGAUGUGUGA
Messenger RNA from Knipowitschia caucasica, 474 nucleotides. The record is from the annotation of a GenBank genome assembly. Lineage: Eukaryota; Metazoa; Chordata; Actinopteri; Gobiiformes; Gobiidae.